This is a messenger RNA of Staurois parvus, 354 nucleotides long. The record is from the annotation of a GenBank genome assembly. Lineage: Eukaryota; Metazoa; Chordata; Amphibia; Anura; Ranidae.
UGUUCUACUUAUUUUCUGCACCAGAAACUGACUAGAACUGGCUGCACUGGUGUGAACUGGGACCAUUAGAAUACAUGGAAAACACUGUACAUGCAUUUUUGGAGCAGAAAAAAAUGCACUGGACUUUAUCUGCAUAUAUGUUGGGAGCAGGGGUGGACUGACCAUUGGGGAACUCGGGCACUGCCCGAGGGCCCGGGGUCAGUAGGGGGCCCCAUGAGAUGUCCCUGGUACCUUUCAUAGGCUUUUUUGGGCGUAGUUUGAGUGUGGGCGAGGACACAGGGGCCCCAUGAUCCCCUAUUGCCCAGGGGCCCCAUGAGUUGUCAGUCCGCCCCUGGUUGGGAGUAUUUAUUUCAG